AUGGCGCUGUCACAGUGCCUGCACAAAGCGGAGGCCAGCCGCUCAGUCUUCUCCCGGAGCUAUGGAGAGAAGGUGCGUUUUGGAGUCGUGGUCAAAGCGGAAGUGAGAGCUGUUAUCCGCUAUGAAUGGGCACGUGGAGUAUCAGGCACAGAAAGUCAUAACCGCCUUGUUGAGGUGUAUUGGUCAGGUCUGAUGUCGAAACACAUGGUGCGGAGAUGGUGCCAGCAAUUCAGUGAUGGACGUCAGCAAGUGCAAGACAUACCGAGACCUGGACGGACGCGCACGGCCACUACAGAUGCACAUGUCAGGAAGGUGGAGGACAUGAUUAAGGCGAACCGGCGUAUCACCAUUGAUGGAGUAGCGGCAGAACUUGGAAUCGGACAUGAGCGAGCUCACAAGAUCAUCCACGACAUUCUUCGAUACAGGAAUGUGCCAGCAUAA
This is a messenger RNA of Schistocerca americana (American grasshopper), 441 nucleotides long. Its product is annotated as protein GVQW3-like. The coding region runs from base 1 to 441 and encodes 146 amino acids. The transcript has a single exon. Lineage: Eukaryota; Metazoa; Arthropoda; Insecta; Orthoptera; Acrididae. The record is from RefSeq and is a predicted model, not a curated record.